AUGACGACACCACGACAUCAUCUUAAUACAGAUCAUUGGAGUAAAAUGCGUAUGAAUGUGAUAAAAAAUGCUAUCAACACCGAACAACGUGGACGUGUUCUUAGUUGGGAAAAGCAUAAACAAUCAGCUGCACAACAUGAACUCGAAGCAGCUAUUCAUGGUACACGAAGUUUACCCCAAAACAACGUUGGACCGGUACAUAAUUUCCAAGAUGUUCUUAAACAUGAACUAGAUACGUAUGUACCUGGUAGGGCGUACUUUCGUCGGCAAUCAGCACGAAGUGUAGAUCGAAUCAAUGCUAAAAAGAACAAUAUGAAGAAAAAUGAUCAUUCACUAACGAGUAAUUCCCAAUAUACUCUUCUUACAUUACCAACAAAUCCACAAAGUGAUCAAACACGAAGUCGUGUACCCGUUUUGCAAUGUCGUGGAAAAAUUUAG
Messenger RNA from Rotaria socialis, 438 nucleotides. The record is from the annotation of a GenBank genome assembly. Lineage: Eukaryota; Metazoa; Rotifera; Eurotatoria; Philodinida; Philodinidae.